AUGGUCAGACAGGUGAAGAAGACUGUUCACGAUGGAAACUUAGAGAUUGAUAUAAUGACGAGAAGAUCAAAAUCGGGAAAUAUUAUACUUGAAACUCCGAAUAUAGAACAAACAGACUCUCUAGCGGAACUCCUUAAAGGGAAGUUAGGGGAUACAAACAUAAGACGUCCUGCACAGACCAUUCCUCUUUUUUUCAUGGGAAUUGAAGAGUCGGUGGAUGAAUCUGAACUUAAAGGUGCCCUAGAAGCUUUCGACGAUGGAUUAAAAAGUAUCAAUAACAUUGUUAUAAGAGAAAAUAGAAAUGGACUAAGAACUGCUGUCAUCCGAGUACCAUGGAGAGCUGGGCGUAGACUUAUUAACGCUAAAAAAAUUAAGAUAGGGUGGGGCAUGUGCAGAAUAAAGGAGUUCGAUGCGCGUGAGCAAGCAUGCAAUAAAUGCAGAGAAAAAGGUCAUUUCGCUAAAGAUUGUCUUGGAGCCGAAAGAAGAAAGUGUUUCAACUGCAAAGAGAUGGGCCAUCUAAUUGCUAAUUGCAAACAAGAGAUUAAGAGAUAUGAUGCUAAAAGCAAAAACGAGAGCAAAGACGAGGCACACGGGAGUCACAUUCUCGCAGUGCGAACUUAA
Sipha flava (yellow sugarcane aphid) is the source of this 621-nucleotide messenger RNA. RefSeq lists its product as uncharacterized. The record is from RefSeq and is a predicted model, not a curated record. Bases 1 to 621 code for a protein of 206 amino acids. The transcript has a single exon. NCBI's taxonomy places the organism in Eukaryota, Metazoa, Arthropoda, Insecta, Hemiptera, Aphididae. Gene Ontology annotation, molecular function: zinc ion binding; nucleic acid binding.